Molecule: messenger RNA, 4206 nt
Organism: Paramisgurnus dabryanus
Lineage: Eukaryota; Metazoa; Chordata; Actinopteri; Cypriniformes; Cobitidae
Gene: arhgap40
Product: Rho GTPase activating protein 40
Biological process (GO): regulation of small GTPase mediated signal transduction; regulation of actin filament polymerization; signal transduction
Cellular component (GO): cytoplasm
Molecular function (GO): GTPase activator activity
Source: RefSeq, a predicted model, not a curated record
CUCUGGCUUCAGGAUGCUGGUUUGUCUCCACUGGUGACGGGGUGAAGAAGAAGAGGUGGAUAAAGUCGUGUUGUUGUCCACGCUGACCAGGACACAAGCUGCAGCGGUUCAGAGGCGCAUUGAUUCAUACACCUGCUCACUGCGCAAGAGAAACAAAACAACACCUCCACACGUCAAAGACAUCUUUACUUCACCCAUCAGUCAGACUGCAGUGCCAGAAACACACAACAGUGAGUCUGACCACACACAGACACAUGGAGAACAUCACAAAGACCCAGAGAUCAGCUGCCAGUGUUCAGGAGUGUUCAGCUCAACAGAAGGAUGAGAUCUUUAUCACAGAUGUGGCGUAUUGUGAACAGGCGGCCAUCUUACUAAAACAAUCCAAACUACCAACACACAACAGCAGUGAGUGGAGGAGAGAUGAUGGAGCUCUGCCGAGAGUGAUCUGCCCACAGUGUCGUCUGGGAGUGACGCGGGUGGUGGAUUUAUCCCAGCAGGACAUGAAGAAGGUCCGUCAGUUGGCUCUGAUUGACAUGACGGCUCUUUGUGAUCUGCUGGAACUCGAGGUCAAACGACACAAAACUUGCAAAAGGAAAAUUGCUGAGAGUUGUUUGUUUGGUGUUCCUCUCGCCUCAUUGGUGGAGAACGAUCAGAAGACCAAACCCAAUCUUCAGAUUCCUCUGUUUCUUCAAACACUUCUGUCUCUUCUGGAGAAGAAAGGUCUGGAGUCUGAGGGGAUUCUGAGGGUUCCAGGAUCUCAGGCAGAAUCAAAGUCCGUUCUUCAGCAGAAGUUGGAGAAGUCGUUUUAUGGAGGUUCAUUCUGUUGGGAUGACGUUAGUCCAAAUGAUGCUGCAGCGCUCCUGAAGAAAUUCAUCCGUGAGCUUCCAGCUCCACUGCUGACCGCUGAACAUCUCGACACGUUCAGUGCUGUCAGAGAUAUUGCAGACUUGAAACAGAAGUUGCAUGUGUUGAAUUUGCUUGUGCUGCUACUGCCAGAAGCCAACAGAAACACACUUAAGGCUCUGCUGGAGUUUCUCAGUAAAGUGAUCUUUCAUGAGCGUAGAAACCGUAUGAAUCUGUGGGCCGUCUCCACCAUCAUGGCUCCAAACCUCUUUCUUCAUAAAGCAGUGCCCAGUAAACUGACAACAGACGGUCAAGAGAAAGGUCAGGCAGAACGGGCCGCCGACAUCAUGAGACUCCUCAUACGCUAUCAAGACCUGCUGUGGACGGUGCCAAACUUCCUGAUGAGUCAGGUGAGGAAACUGAACGAGAACAACAGUCGCCGCUAUCAGUUUUACGACAAACGCAUCAAGAACCUGCUCAAGAAGAUCCACACAGACAACAAAGACAAACCUGAGAAAAACUCUGCUGAGCCUCGUCGUACAGUAAAGGUUCAGCUGGGAGAUGUGAGUUUUUCAAUGGAGUUUCGUCUCACCAUUAAUUCUCGCGCUUCAGAUCUGAUGUCACAGUUUUAUAAAGAACUACACACUUCUGACAACAGCAAGAGUUUAUUAAAACGAAAUGGUAUGACAUCAUCUCCAGACUGUGCCAUCUACGAAGUGGGUGGAAAUAUUGGUGAACUCUGUGUGAAUCCAGAUACACAUUUAUUUGAUCUUUAUAAUAACAACCCCAGUGGUGAAUGGAUCAUUAAAGUCCGAUCAGACAGCAGAGGGCAGUAGAGAGACACACAACACAACACAACACAACUCCCCAUCACAAUGUGAAACAGAUGAAAGUGUUUUUCUUCUUAAACUUCACCUCAAUGAGAAGCUGUGAGAUUCUCUGAAGAAUAAAUUAAUCCUCAAUGACACACAGGAAGUGAUGUCACAAAACAUUCAUAAUGUAAUGAAGCUGGACUUCUGCAUUUAAAUGGACAAACGACGACUUCAGAUUGUAUGGCACUACUAAUGUUGUUUAUUUAUUAACUGUUAGUGUACGGUUGUGUUUGUUAUGUGAGGGAAAUGAAUGACUGAGGUGUUAUUUUGUACAGAUUUGUGCCUGACAGUAUUAAACAUGUCAUUCAUUUGAAUCUUAUUGCUAUAAGCUUUUUCUGAAACAGACUUUAUCAUCUGUAGACGGUGUUGACCUUCAGUGUUUCUGUAUCACAUUUAAAUGACUGUUAUUGUACAGUUUUGAUGAAUGUUUUUAACACUUCUGGAUCUUUGAUACACACCACACACACACACACAUCUCUCUCAGGCAGCAUGUUAUAUUUAAAGUGAUGUAUUAACAGUUUGAUGAUGAAUUAUUCCCAGAUCUUUUGUUGUCUGAAUGCUGAUAACAGUGACAUUAAAUCUCAUGAUCUGUGUCUGUAGUAAAAACAUGCUGAAGUUUUUGUUGACAUUACAUCACUGAACUGAAGCCCAACACAAACAGCACAUGUGUUGUGUUGUUGUGUUGUGUUAAGACACGUUUGACAUUUUUACACAAUAAGAGUGUGUGAGUGCUGUAGUGUCACAGCUGAAUGAUCAGAGACAAAGAUCUUCAGUCUGAAUCAGAUGUAGGUCAUCACUGUGACCAUCACAAACACAUGGACGAUUCCCACACACACACACACACACACACAGUAAAAUAACACACAGAUACACAACUCUUACAGUGUUAUUCAUCAUUUAUCAUAAAUAUAUUUCAUCUGUUUAGAAAUGAAAGCUCUUCAGAUGUUGAAUUCUGCUUGUAUGUCAUUGUGGCUUUGUGAAGGAUUUUGUAUCUGUCAUUUAAUAAAUUUGAGGAGGAGGAGUUUUGUUAACGGAAUGAUGAAGAGGAAAUUCUGUCUGUGUGCGUGUGUGUGCAUAUGUAAAUGUGUUUUUGUGUGCAUGCGUGUGUGUGUGUGUGUGUGUGUGUGUGUGUGUGUGUGUGUGUGCAUGGGUCAUUCUACAGAAACGUCACUUUUGGUAUGGCAAGAUGUCUUAAAAUGUAUUUCUUAUUCUAACAUUUAAACUUAGACCACAUUAUUAGAUUACUCUUUGACUUUAUAAGUACACAUAAAUGAAAGCUUAAUGAAUUUUGUGUGCAUGUACUUAAAGACUACAUAGACCUUUUUUGUUACUGGUGUUACCUUACUUCUUUAGCAAUAUUAUAGGCAUUUAUGAAAUAUUAUUUACAUUUUUUGAGCUUUAAAGCUUAAUUCUUAAGUGUAGCAGAUUUUAUUUAAUGUGAAAGAAAAAAACAGUAACACCAGUGACACAACAAAUCACCAGUGACAAUUUUCACUGCAUUUUACAAAUUUCUGCUGCAAAGUAUCAAACCAUCAUUGUAUAUUCACUAAAUUAAGUACUUUAAUCCAUUUGUAUUCUAUUUUUUUGCAAUUCCCAAAGAAUAAGGGAGGUCAUACCAGUGACUUAAACUAAAAGCUUCAUAUGAAAUCAUGAGAUAAAUGAGAAGAUUUCUGAUAUCUGAAAAGAGACAGUGGACUUAUAUGGGCUUCUCUUCAUAGAUCUCCAGGAAAUUAAAAGAAGGAAGUGAUGUCAUCAGUGUGAUUUUGAUUUAAAAAUAAGAGCUUUUUUGUUAAUGACCCAACCCCAGAGGACCACUACUUUCAUUAUAUAUUUUAUAAUAUUUUUUAGUAUUUUGUUUUUUAAUGUAAUUUACAUCAUUUAUUUGAAAGUUAUGGACACAUUAUUGUAUUUUAAAUGGAAGAAAACACUGUUUUUGAUCUCAAAAUAAAGCAUUUUCCCUCUGUACAUGACUGUGGAGACGAGCACCUCUGUGGCGCUUGGAAUUCUAAUUCAUUAAUAAAAAUCAAAUAUUGCUACAUUGAUGGCUCAAGACAAUUGUUCAAAUAAAUAAAAAAAUUUCAUUUAAAAUAUAAAAAAUGUAACCCUAAGUGCUUCAAGUGUAAUAAUUCUGUAAAGGCUAGGGACAGAAAAAUUGACAUUUCCGCAGAAUGACCCGCACACAUGAAUUUGCAUGUGUUUUUGUGCAUAUGUGUGUGUUUUUGUGUAUGUGUUGUUCAGAUGGACAGCUGCUCUGUGUGCAUUAUCUCUGUCAAAUGUGCUGUAAAAUGACAACAGCAUCACAUCAAUACUAUCAGUGACACACAGACCGACACAAACCAACAGGUUCAUAAUGAACACAGUGAACACAUCAACUCAAUGAGAUCUUACAGCUGUGAGGAUCUGCUGAUGAACAACCCUGAAAAAACAUCUCUCUCUGUCUCUCUCUCUCAAUUGAUCGAUUUAUCAUACAAUUACAGUUAAACCACUGACA